Messenger RNA from Loa loa (African eye worm), 611 nucleotides. RefSeq lists its product as hypothetical. Gene Ontology annotation, molecular function: calcium ion binding. The annotation marks the transcript as partial. NCBI's taxonomy places the organism in Eukaryota, Metazoa, Nematoda, Chromadorea, Rhabditida, Onchocercidae. The record is from RefSeq and is a predicted model, not a curated record. The transcript is spliced from 3 exons.
CCAGUAAUGAAUGUCUUGAUCGAACCCUGAAUACUUGUGAUGAAAAUGCUGAUUGCAUUGAUACACCGGAUUCCUAUACUUGUCAAUGCUAUGCAGGAUUUGUGGAUGUUUCAUCUAGUGCUAAUUUACAACCUGGUCGAGUAUGUACGGUACAAACAACUUGCCCAAAGCAAAAAACUGAUCUUAUGUUCCUAAUUGAUGGUUCCGGAUCAAUUGGCUCUUAUGUUUUUAAAAAUGAAGUAUUACGAUUUAUCAAAGAAUUUGUGGAACUAUUUGAUAUUGGUUUGGAUAAUACACGUGUUGGUUUAAUACAAUAUUCGGAUCAAAUUAGGCAUGAGUUUGAUUUAAGCCAAUAUACUGAUAAAGAAUCCGUUAUCAACGCGAUAUCACAAGUUCAAUAUUUAACAGGUCUUACAAGAACUGGUGCUGCAAUUCAGCAUAUGGUAAUGGAAGGUUUCUCGGAACGACGUGGCGCUCGUAAGCAAGGUGAUGAUGUCGCACGUGUAAGCAUCGUCAUUACUGAUGGUCGUAGUCAGGAUAAUGUUACGGAAGCUGCAAUAAGCGCUCGUAAAUCCCAUAUCAAUAUGUUUUCGGUUGGUGUAACGGAUCAU